This is a messenger RNA of Magallana angulata, 2265 nucleotides long. RefSeq lists its product as uncharacterized. The coding region runs from base 97 to 2169 and encodes 690 amino acids. The transcript has 10 exons. The record is from RefSeq and is a predicted model, not a curated record. Lineage: Eukaryota; Metazoa; Mollusca; Bivalvia; Ostreida; Ostreidae.
UGCCCGGAAGACAAGGCAGAACGGCCUGUCGAUGAAUUAACCCCUCGGCGACGAAACUUUGACCCAGGAAUUAACAUACAUCAAUAAAAACAAAAAAUGACGCUGCAGAUAUCUGUCUUCCUCUUUUUCUUGACACUUAAAACAAUAAAUGGACAAUAUGUUGACGGAAGGGGAACUGGAAAUGGGUUCCAGGAAAACCAAUUCAGCGGUUCAGAACUUGGCAACUCAGGAAAUGUCCCUCCAGCAAGUCUUGGAUUCCCAGAGAGUGAUAGGGGAUUAUUCAGUUCUACUAACAACGUUGCGAAUUUAGACAAUGGUGGGAGGGGUUUUACUGGUAGCGCCAAUGGCUUCGGCGGUGGAGCUGGUACGGUUGAUACAAUUAGAAAUGGGAAAGGAAGCUACUUCAAUAAUAACGGGAUGAACAAUAAUUUUUCCGGGGGCCGAGGUUCAUUCAAUUCCAAUGGAAAAGGUGGAAGCAGUAGUCCAUUCUCUGCUAAUGGUAAUGGCGGUUCGGGUGAUUUUAAUGGCGGUUCAGGUGGUUUUGAUGGCGGUCAAAGUCCAUUUUCCACCGGAAUUGGUAAUAAUAAUGGCGGAUCAGGGAGUGGUGCCGGGAGUCCAUUCAGUAACGCGGGUAAUGGUGGAGGGUUUGGCAAAGGGCCCUUUAAUACAGCAGGAAAUGGAGGAGGAUCUGGUCUUUCCGGUUUAAAUGGUGGUUCCGGUCCUUUUUCGGCUGGAAAUGGUGUGGACGGGGGAAUGAAUUCGGGAGGAGGUGCAGGUUCCUUUAGCAAUAAUGGUAUUGGAGGGGGUAUGGGCAAGGGACCCUUUAACACAGCCGGAAAUGGAGGAGGCUCCGGUUUAAAUGGUGGUUCUGGUCCUUUUUCUAUCGGAAGUGGAAACAGCGGGGGUGCGAGUUCGGGAAGUGGAAGUGCAGGCCCAUUUAGUAACGCUGGCAGCGGUGGAGGGAUGGGCAAGGGACCAUUCAACACAGCGGGAAACGCGGGGGGUUCCGGACCUUUUAAUGCUAACGGUGGGAAAAUGUCGAGUCCGUUUAACACCGCUAGUAACGCAGGGUCAAACCAAUCUCCUUUUAAAACCACAGAUUCGAAAUUAGACGGAAAAAAUCCUUUUGACGCGUCGAAGUUUCAGGGGGUCGACUUCGGAAGUAUGGGUGGGGCUAUGGCAACAAACAAUGCCGUAGGUAACCCAAUUGGCUCGAACUCCCUGGCCCAGUCCCCUGUUGGCCCGGGGGGACUCGCUGGGUCAGCGUUUACCACUGACACUGGAACAGACGGGGGCCCUGGUGGAUUAGCCGGAGGGUCGUUCUAUGCCGGAACUGAUUCUUCAAGACCAGGGGGAUUUGGAGGUGGAAGUUUCCCAACAGAUAAUUCUCAGGAAGCUAUGUUUGUCAACACCGACACAAGCUUAGGAGAGAGACAGCCAUCGCGAUUUGAUACAGCGAAAUACGAACAGAUGUUGUCACAGAUGUACAACCCAAAAAAUUACGACAAUCAACUCGUGGAUAAACCGUUUGGUGGUCAUGAAUACGCUGGUUCCCCUCAAGUCACUAACACGGGGUCCUAUGGAUCAUCCUAUAGCACCGGUGUUAACGGCCAGGCGAGCCAUAGCUCCGCCGGUUCUCUGUCUGGCGGAAAGCAGACGGAUGAGCCAGGUCCGUUCGAUACCAGACCAUUCAAGCACGUACAAGGUCCGUUCAGUUCUCAUACCGGAAAUCAAUACAAAGGCUCCAACUACCAAGUGGAUGCAGCCUCCUCGCUCGGUGGACACAACUUUGCAGCUGUAGGAUACUCAGGAGGAUCGUACGGUGUGGAUUCCAGCGGAUAUUCUUCUGGAUCAGCGCAAUACAACGCCGGAAAUGCGGCCGCAUACGUCAGCGGGAACAACGCAGCUGGCGGAAGUUCCACUGGAUAUGAAACCCCAUUUGAUCGUCACGUGGAUAAUUAUAAUGAUCUUAUAUCUAAUCCAUUUAACUCUAUUAAUAUGAAUUCGAAUCCGAACCAAUACAGCAAAGGAUCAUACGGUUCGAUGUUUAAAUCCAACAAUAACUAUGGAGGAAUGUCGGAGACAAAUCCUGGCGGAAAUCCUUUCCGCCAAGGUGGCAACAAGGCCGGGGUGUCCAUGGCAUUUAACAACAAAGUAUACAACGGUUGAAAAGGAAUUUGAGACCCGUGGCGAAUAUCCACCUGUUCUUAGUAUCAUGUUUUUCUACACUGAUUAUGUCAAUAAAACAAUAUACACACUAACAAA